Molecule: messenger RNA, 1482 nt
Organism: Helobdella robusta
Lineage: Eukaryota; Metazoa; Annelida; Clitellata; Rhynchobdellida; Glossiphoniidae
Exons: 4
Coding region: 112-477 (121 amino acids)
Biological process (GO): regulation of barbed-end actin filament capping
Cellular component (GO): nucleus; cytoplasm
Molecular function (GO): protein binding
Source: RefSeq, a predicted model, not a curated record
UUUUAUCUUUGUCUAGUUGGAUUUUCUUUGGGCCGGAUUUUUCCGAUUGUCCGUAAAAAUAAACCAUUAUUUAGGACGAAAAUUAGUUUAAAUUUUAAAGUUCAUUAAAAGAUGUCGGCGGAUGUUCAAAAUUUUGAGUGGGCCUUGAAAAAUGGCGAUCUAGAUCAAGUGAAAGCUCUCGUCGAAAAGGACAAAAGAUUAGUGAAUUUGCAACUAUCGACUGGCCGCUAUCCACUUUGCAUGGCAGCUGAUUACGGACAGAUUGACAUCAUUGAGUUUCUUGUAUCUCAAAAUGCUGACAUCAAUGUCAAAGAUCGCCACGGAAUAUCACCUCUGCUAUCGGCCAUCUAUGAAGGGCACAUCAACUGCGUUAAGUAUCUCAUUGAAAAGGGUGCCUCAAAAAUAGGAAAAGCUCCAGACGGUACCCCAUACGCCGACUGCACAGAUGUCAAGGAAAUAAAACAGCUAUUAUCAUAGUUUAUUCUUCGAAAUGUGGCCAAAUACAAUAGAAAUAAAUGAUCAGAUAAAAAUUUAAUCCAUUAAUUUGUUAUUUCCUCUUGUUAUUCUUCCAUUGUUAGACACAUAAAUACACACACAUACAUAUAUACAAACACAUUAUAAAUACACACACACACAUACAUAUACACAUACAUACAUAAAAACACAUUUAACGCAUACAAACACAUUUAGAGUUUAAUUUUUUUCAAAUUUUCAUUUAUAAAUAUUUCAUUGUUGUUUUUGAUUAUCGGAACACUUUCAAUGAUAAAAACAUUCAUACAUAGAUAGAUAAAUUGAUUGAUACAAACAGACAAACAAAUACAGUACAUAGGUAAAAAAAUACACACACAUACACACACACACAAGAUGGUGGGUAAUGACAAAUACGUGUCUCUCCCAUUGAAAUAAUUCCUUCCCCAUGAUUGGAUGAUUUAGAUCAUAUUUAUUUUCAUGGUAGAGUUUUUUUAUUGUCUAUACUUGUAUUGUUGAUCUUAAUAUAUAUAUAUAUAUAUAUAUAUAUAUAUAUAUAUAUAGGAUUGAGACUAUCUGAUAUAUAAAUAUAUAUAUAUAUAUAUAUUAGAGGCGAUAUAUAUAUAUAUAUAUAUUUAAAUAUAUAUAUAAUAUAUAUAUAUACAUAUAUAUAUAGGAUUAAGACUCAAUAAUUGCAUAUAUAAUAUAUAUAUAUAUAUAUAUAUAUACGUAUAAUGAUGAAAAUGACAACACUAAUGAAAUUAAUAUUAGUAGUAAUGGUAAUGAAUGUAAAAUUUUUGAAAGGACCAUAAUUGCUUAUUAGUGAAUUAAUUCAUUAAUUAAUUCAUCAUUCAUCCAUCUCUUUUCCCGCUUAUUUGUACGUAAUUAUUUUUUAUUUAUAUUGUUAAUUAUAGUUACAGUUAUUAUUAUUUUUAUUUAUUUAACAUAGAAUUGUUCCGGAUUUGUUUGAAGUAUUAAUUUGAAAUGAAAUACAAAUUAAGGAGCUCCAUUGUU